GAAGUGUAGUACAGUGCAACAAAGUGCUAGAAUGAAAUGGAAACGAGGAUAAAGGGAACGUUUUAUCUGGAUUAAUCACGCAAUUUCUUCCAACAGCCAUCGUAAAAUGGAAGCACGUACUCCAUAUAUGAUGGGGAAAAGAUGGACUUGGAACGAGAGUAAUCUCCAGUAGGAAAGUAGACUUUUUGUUACGUUUCUGCGAUUCUUAUUUUCGCUAUAUCGAGAGUCGAAACUGCUUCUGUGAGUGUGUGUGGUUGGUUUUGCGGUUGAUAAGCUCGUCAGCUGUUUCUGACGAAUUUGCCAUCGCCAUCCACAAACAUGGCGAAAGCAAAGCCAAAGCUGAAUCCGUGCUCAGACUCAGAGCACCUACAGUCUGGCUGUUAUUCUAAGAAGAGUGAAGAAAACUUGGAUUUAAUCUUCACUCUGGCUGAAAAUGUGAGAUGUAUGCAGCAGCGAAGUCGGGAGGAUAGCAGCCUGUCGAGGUCGAGAAAUGGAGAGAGUCGAGCAACAGAGAUGUGGAAAAGUGGUCGCUUACGGGAAGGCAGCACAUCAAGAAGAAGAGAGUCGGAAAGGAACAUGAAAUUAAAAGGACACCAUUUGUCAGGAAAUACCAAAAGGAAUACGUUGCAGACAGUUCACGGAAUUUUCCCAUCCAUACCGUACUGGAAGACAUUUUUAAUUACAGUUUUAUUGUGUGUGUUUCUGAAGAGCCAGGCAUGUUCGGCAAAGUGUUAUGGACUUGGUUCGACUGGUCGUGCCAUAUUGACUGAUCUUCAAGGGUUUAUCUCGGAUCACCCGAACAAGAGUUAUCCAAUUUCAACCGAGUGUGAAUGGCUAAUACAAGCUCCAAGCUCAGAUAUGAGGAUCAUGUUGACAUUCACAAAAUUUGCCACCGAAUGCGGCUACGACUUUGUCAGUGUGUACGAUGGCAAUUCUCACCAAAGUCCUAUGAUCGCCGCUCUCAGCGGUGACUCUAUUCCGUCCACGUUGCUUGCCGAAUCUGGCCAGAUGCUGAUAUACAUGUACAGUGACCGUAAUUAUAACCUGCUAGGUUUUGAUGCGACCUAUACCAUCGAAGACUGCACGUAUGGAUGCUCGGGCCAUGGGACGUGCGUUGACCAUUCCUGCGUGUGUAAUUCAGGUUACCACGGGGACGGCUGCGAGAGAUUGAGCUGCCCGUACGAGUGCGGCUCGGAAUGGAAUCAAGGCGUUUGCCAACAAUCGGGUGUCCAACAGUGUUCAUGUUCAGCAGGCUUCGUCGGGGAGGGGUGCAGCCUGUCGACCAACAGCAACUUGGGGUGGGGUCAAACGUUCCUCGUCUCAAGCGGCGCCAGUGAGGGGCUGAGCAAGCGAGCCGGACAUGCUUCUGUUUAUCAUGAGGAGACUGAUAGCCUGUGGACUUAUGGAGGUUUUGAUUUGAACAGACCUUCAGAUGACCUUGUUCAGUACAGCUUUGAGACGGACGAAUGGACGCAGAUCACACCCAACGGCAGCGUCAAACCGAGUGGUCGGUAUCGGCACACCAUGGAGCUCUACGAGAACCACCUCUUAGUCUUCGGAGGGGUCCUAGUCAACGGGUCCUGGUCUAACGAGCUCUGGUCCUUUGACCUGGCCACCCUCAGCUGGGAGCUCCUACCAUCCGGUACCGAGUCUGUUCCUCCAGGCCUGGCACACCAUUCCUCCUGUAUAGUGGAGUAUUCCUAUCUUGUGAUCAUAGGAGGUGCGAGUCAAGAACAGACCUUCCUGGGUUCCAUCUACAAGUAUGAUCUUCAGUUGCUUCAAGGCUGGGAAGAGAUAACUCCAAGAGGGGGGCUGGAAAGAGAAGUUCGGCUGAGGGACCACACCAGCGUCUAUCACUACGAUACAAAGUCUAUCCUCGUGUUUGGUGGAUUAAAAUCGCCACAGACCCAUAACACACUUGUCAGUAGCAGGGUAAGCACAGUGUAUGCUUUCCAGUUUGAAGACCGCUACUGGACAAAGCUAUCCUCCUCAGGGAGUGUACGAGCAAGGUCUUAUCAUACAGCAAACAUCAUAGGCAACUACAUGGUGGUGUAUGGAGGGAACGUCCACCAGCACCUCUCAAACAAUGGCGGUUACGUGGAUGUGCAGGAUGGGAACUACGGGGAACACGAGAAGUGCUUUGAAGAUGGCAUAGAGCUCUAUCACCUAGGCUGUCACAAGUGGGUAUCUCUCAAUGAGAUCGCAGGGGACUUUCAAGAUCCUAGACAGUACAAUCCUUACACCGUUACCAAGGGACGCUUCGCCCACACUGCAGUGGUACGAGACGGCACUACCCUGGUCGUCAUCGGGGGUUUCAACGGCGUUACUCAGAGUGAUAUAUUCGCUGUCAAGAUGCCUGGCUCGGUCGCUAUCAAUCCUGCAACAGUAAACGAAAGUUUGAAUCCAUGUGGCUCUCACAUAAGUGUGAGUAAUUGCACCCUUGAUCCAGCCUGUGCUUGGUGUCCUCAGUCUAGCACCUGCUUUGGCUUCUCUGAUAGUCAGUCUUGUUCUGGGGCCCUCCUCCAGGCUGAUUGCCCGGGCAUAUGCAGUGCUCUGACCACAUGCGAAGCCUGCAUGCUAUGGGGCCAGGGAGCUCAGACAGCGACCUUUGACCCCGAGGUCACCCAUGUCAACGAGCAGUGUGGAUGGUGUGUGCAGGAUCGUGCAUGUUACCCUCUAUCCGCUCCAUCUGGUACAUGUGACCCCUCUGCCAGUGACUCUGGUGCAUGGUGGGGCCCUUCAGGGACCUUCAUCGCGAACUUUGACCAAUGCAAGACAGGGGAUUUCCCUCCUGGCAUGAUGAUGAUGAGAUACACACAUCCACAGAACCUGUCUCAUCCAGACCAGAUAUCCAUAGUGUCGGACACUCUGGAGAGGAUCACCUACUACCCUGUCCUGCAAUCAUCCGAGGUGGCUGCUGCUGGGUUCUACACCGUAGUCAUGAAGGGAUUCAUCCACCCGCAGGGCGCAACGUCUCCAUCAGUCUGGAUCAGGAUCACUAAGGCUGAGGGCACCCUAGAGAUCAGCUCCGAUGACAACCCUGCCAAUGCAGUGAAGUUAGCUGAACAAGCUUCGAGCAGCACGAUCGAAUCUCCCAUCCAGGCCAAACGCAGCCCAGCCUCGGCCCCUAUCUUCCCGGACACCAGCCCAGGGACCAGGUACUACGCCACCUUGGAGGAGAGGAAGCCAAUCACAGCCAGCAUGCAGUACUCCAGCUCAGCCAUGGAACUCCUCUGGGAUGGCUAUGUUGAGAGCGGACUCGUCUACCAUAGCUUCACAUCAGAUUAUCUUCAGCCGUACAAAUCGGAUUCCUGCACCAACUACUCUACCUGUCGAGGGUGUCUGACGGACGCUGCGUGCGGCUGGUGCCCCCUGAGCGAUACCUGUGAGCUACGGGACGGACCUACCUUGUCCAUGGACCGAUGCGGGACCUCUAAUCGACCUAUCGAGCAUUAUCUGGUCUUGGAUGAGGGCAACUGCGGCAAUUGCAGCCAGCAUUGGAACUGUGACUUGUGCACUACGGAUCCCUUGUGUGAGUGGAUGAAUGCUGACGUAUCGUGCACCAGGCGAGGGCGCUUUGAGACCGCUCUAAAGGAUCCAGCGCAGUGUCUACCAAAGUGUCAGGAAAUCACAGACUGCACUGGUUGUAUUGGAAUAAAGAACUGUGCAUGGUGUGCUGACACUAUGACCUGUCUGCACUUCCCAACCUACAUCUCUUCCUUCAUCCAUGGGGAGUGUUCACAUUGGUAUGAUCAGGAGGACACUGUCUGCCCGACAUGUUCCGCUCAUCAGACCUGUGAUGACUGCUUGGAUACCUUCCAGUGUGGAUGGUGUGGAAACACAAACGAUCCAGACAUCGGGAUUUGUCAAUCUGGUGAUUUCAACGGUCCAUACUCUAAUAUGAACUGCUCAGCUGUAGUGGCUGAAGCCAACGAGACAUCGGUUUUAUCGCCCGCUGAUUGGUCGUAUGAACAGUGCCCCGAUGUUGACGAGUGUCGCCUUGGGCGCCAUGAUUGCCACGGUAAUGCCACCUGUCUCAAUACCUACGAGGGCUUUGACUGCAGAUGCAACUAUGGAUUCAAAGGAGAUGGAAAGAUAUUCUGUAAUAGCACGUGCUUUCAUACGUGUGAGCUUGGGUACUGCAGUGGGAUGCCAGACUUUGAGUGUGUCUGCGAUCUGGGCUGGACCGGGGUGAGCUGCAACAUCAGCUGCGGGUGCAACAAUCACAGCACCUGUGUCAAUGGCGUGGGUCUGUGCGACGAAUGCCAAGAAUGGUCUACCGGCUCACACUGCCAGUACUGUCUACCGGGUAGCUACGGUGAUGCUACCACGCCCACUGGCUGCGUGGAGUGUGACUGCCAUGGGCAUGGCAAUGCCAGCAUGGGUAACUGUGACGGGACGACGGGCCUCUGCUACUGCACCGGCAACACGCUCGGAGACAACUGUGAGACGUGCGAAGAAGGCUUCUUUGGAGAACCGCAGAACGAGGGCAAAUGCUACCAGAAGUGCAAUGGACGAUCCAUCCUAACCAAUGUCCAUUCCUCAAGGCUGGGUUCCUACGAGGGUCUUGGGGUACAGGAUCCCAACCAUGGGUACUGCCUCUGGGUCUUGACCACCUUCGGCAGCCUGGUCCAAGCUUCUGGGGCGCUCAGCUCUCCUGGAGCCAUUACACUCACUGUAGAUACCCUGGAUGUAGAGUGUGGGCGAGAUUAUGUUCAUGUUUAUGAUGGCAUCCCUGAGCAUCUCUGGGAGAACUUUGGCGUGUCUGUAGCGAGCCAAGAGAUUGGGGCUUUCUGUGGACACUCUUCCAGCGCAGCCAUCAGAACAACUGCGUAUUCAGGUGUGAUGACCAUUGCCUUCCAAGCCAACGUCAGCGCGACGUCGCCGACCCAGGGCUUCACCGCGGUCUACGACGUCCGUACCUGCCAGGAGGAUUGCGACGGUAACUGGCACUGCGCUAACGAGGACGAGGAUGAACUGGAGGACGAUCAGGUGUGCGAAUGCAGGGCGGGAUACACAGGAGACGACUGCGAGGAGGAGAUAUGCCCCGACGACUGCGGAGUGCUGGAGGGUCGUGGUGCAUGCAAUGAUCAUCUUCUACUGUGCAUCUGCAAUGAGGGGUACAGCGGUGCUGCGUGUGACAUCAUCACAGCGCCCUCUAAGUCCCAAUCAAAAGCAGUCUGGUCACUGCUCUACGAUGCCGAUCGGCUGAGCUCUAACGCCAAUAUAGGCCCGACCAGUCGUAUGGGCCACACCAUGGUUGCUGACGGGGGUGGUAAAUUCUGGCUGUUUGGCGGAUACUCGCAGGACAAUCAACGCUUGAAUGAUGUCUGGAGCUAUGAUGCAUCUGCAUCCCAGUGGACGCACCACCCUUCAGGAAACUCACCCUCUGCACGUAACUACCACGCAGCUUCGUUUGUGGCUCCGGAUAGGAUGAUCAUCAGCGGAGGGCUGUCCGAUAGCGAGGUGCUGAGUGACUGGUGGAUCUAUUCAUUGACACAGCGCACCUGGUUGGAAAUAUCGGCUCCCAUUGACGAUCUCCAGAUUGCAGGCCAUACAAUGAACAUGGUCGAUGACACCACCCUGAUCGUCAUCGGGGGUUACUCACCUACGAUGGGCCUCCUGGAAAAGAUCAUCAACUUUGACAUCUCCACACUGACGGGUCAUUUCAAGUCAUCUCAAGGCACUCCACCAACAGGUCUGUUUGGCCAUUCGACUGUCUGGCAUAAUGAGACUAGUUCUCUCUAUGUGUUUGGAGGCUACCGAUUCCACUUGCAGGCCCUGGCUAUCUCUGACAAACUCUACGCAUUCCAUGCUCCGUCUGCAGGCUGGAGUAUACUGCCUUCAGAAGGCUACAAGCCGGAAGCACGCAUGUUUCACUCUGCGGUUACUUUCUCCAAGUACAUGCUUGUCCUGGGUGGCUUUGCAGAGGGAGAGGAAAUCAAUGAUAACGUACUGGUCUACCACUACUCCUGCAACAGAUGGCAGUCACUGGAUGGACAAGGAUGGUCUACUGGAGCACAGCCCAGACCUCUCCACAGCCACGUUGCCACAACGAAAGACGACAUGGUCUACCUCUUCGGGGGCUACGACGGCUCGACCUACGGCUCUAUGAGCACGGCCGACAUGCCCUCUGACCUUUGCACCCUUCAGACCACCAGUGAUGGAUGCAAGGCCACGCCCGGCUGCUCGGCCUGCGUCAGGAGCAACUCAACGUUGGUGGCAUGCUUCUCAAUUGAGGAGGAUUCGUCUGUCAGCUGUGAGUCUCCUAACCAGCUAUCGAAUGGGACUAUGUGCGACAAUGCCUUCAUUGAGGGUAGAAACUGUAGCAAGCUAUCCAUCUGCAGUGAGUGUGUGACGGUCUACCCCUCCCACCCCUCUGCUCAACAGACAUGCAAGUGGUGUUACAACUGUCCUGAAGGAGCUUGCAUCCCAACGGCUGCUAACUGCAUGGAGGAACAUAACUGUCAAGUGGAGACGCAGAAAGAGUAUCAUGAUCGCAGUGUCUGCUCAGAGACGAUCUGUGAAGCCAGUGAUUGUACCAAGUGUACCUCGGGUAGUAGCCCCUGCGUGUGGACCAGGCAGUUCAAACGCUCGAGUGAAACAAGGCGUCUGCUGAACUACCGUCCCAUCUACGACUGGAACUGCUUCAGCAAUCACCUCCUCACGGUAGCUCCCAGUCACUAUAACAUCUCCUCUGUCCCUCCCCUCUCCUGCCCCACCCCAUGCCAUCAGCACACCACCUGCGGGGAUUGUUUGACCUCACAGGGGUCGGACGGGGGCUGGCAGGAGUGCAUGUGGAGCCCUUGGCUAAACCAGUGCAUGUCGCCGACGUUCCUGCACCUACGCUGCGCCGUGGGCGAGUGUGGACCGGUAGCCCAGGGGGCCUCGGACAACUGCCCCACCCAGUGCUUCGCCAACACCCAGUGUUCUCACUGCCUCCACCAGGCGUGGUGUGGAUGGUGUCCCGUGCCCGGUGUCAACGGGUCGGGUAUCUGCCUGUCUGGAGGGCUGCUGGGUCCGAUCGAUGGCGUGUGCUCGAGCCAGGAGAUCAGCUCCAUCCAUGGCCCUCUGCCUCCUGCCGUUGCUAAUGCCACCAUGGGGGGCAUCUCUGGAACGCCGCAGUGGAAGUACCUCACAUGUCCUCCAGAGGAUGAAUGCGUGAACGGAAACCAUGAUUGCGGGGAGAACGAGGAUUGUACCGAUACAUACACAUCAUUUGAAUGCAACUGCAAGGCCGGAUACGAGAGGGAAAGUGGUGAUGUUGAUGAGAAUGAAUGCGUAAACGGAUAUUGCGGGGAGAACGAGGACUGUACUGAUACAUACACAUCGUUUGAAUGCAACUGCAAGGCACGAUAUGAAAGAGAAAGUGGGGAUGGCCCCUGCAAGCCAGUCUGCACCCAGAUGUGUGGUGAGCACGGUGUGUGCGUAGCCCCUGAACAGUGCGAGUGCUUCUUUGGAUACGUGGGACACAACUGCAGCACAGAGUGUCUCUGUAAUGGUCACAGUAACUGCCUCAGUGAGAGCGCCAAGGCCGUCUGUCUGGAGUGCCGUAAUAAUACCAUGGGUGAGCAUUGUGAGCAUUGCCUGCCGUUGUUUGUUGGUAACCCAGAAGACGGUGGUUCCUGUACACCCUGCAUAGAGCACUGCAAUGGCAACACCAAUCAAUGUCUCUCAGUGCAACAGUAUCAGGAGUAUCGCAGCGAGUAUCCGACAAGGCCAAUCCACAAUAUAUCACAGCUCUUUAACAGUGGUCCCCUGACAGACGAUGUCUUCUGUAUCGGCUGCAGUAACUUCAGCGAGGGAGAACGCUGUGAGUCGUGCAUAGACAGCUACUUCAAACUGGAGGAACACUGCCAGAAGUGUGACUGCAAUGGCCAUGGAGAUAUGUGUGAGAAGACCAGUGGAGGAUGCAAAGAGUGUCUGAAUAACACCAUGUCGCCCCAGUGCCCCUCCGAUAAAUACCCAGAGCCAUGCUGGGAACAUCAGUGUUCGCAAUGCCUGAAUGAUCUGUUCAAAGGCACACCCACUGACAGUCACCAAUGUUACAGACAGAUGCACGUUGAUAAUGAUAUCUGCUUCAACCCAGAGAGUCAAGAUGAUUGUCCAAUCAAUCCUGUACCCCUACCAGAUGGUGCCUCGUCUUUCUUCGUCAUCAUGCCCAAGUACUCAGACCUUGAUAUCAGGUUGACGGUCGAUAUUACAUAUGGCUCCCUCAACGUUUACGUCACGUAUGACUCGGACGUCUUCAUCGUGGAAUACGACGAAGAAACCCAGCAGCAGAUCAUCAGGAUCGAUGAAAACUACGUCAGCGCGUCAAUGCAACGCAAGAGGAGAUCGAUUCGAGAGUUCUACGCACCAAGCAGGGGGCGGCGAUCAUCGAACUCGUCAAUCUCCACGACCAUAGACCCUGACCAAAGCGAACUGACGGAAAUCGAGUCCCACGGUCUGAACACGUUCAUCAGUAUAGAUGAGGAGCAUUUCAUCACACUGGUUCAAGACUUGCAGAACAGACUCGUCAUCACGUUCCCGCGGCGAUACCACACCCUGACGUCGCGCCGCUUCUACAUCGCCCUCAUGGGGCGGGGCGUGGAGGACCUGAAUGCGACCCAGGGCAUCAUGUACUUCCGUCAGGACCAGCCUCACAUCGAUCUCUUCAUCUUCUUCUCCGUCUUCCUCUCGUGUUUUUUCCUCUUCCUGGCGUUCCUGAUCGGGAUCUGGAAGGUGAAGGUGGGCGUUGAGGCGCGGCAGCACAGACGCAUGCACCUGCUGGAGAUGGAGCACAGGGCGAGCCGACCGUUCGGGCAGGUGCUACUCUACUACGAGAGCCCCAGCAUCCAGACCCAUCCGGCACCCACGGGGACCACCAAGAGCUACUCCCUGCCCAAGAAGCACCACAGACUUGGCAGGAUGAGGGCAAAGGCCGAGACCAUGGGAGGGGGAGGAGCGGCGAACAGGGACACGGAGGAAACUGCUCUAAACUCUGCUGAAAUCAUUAAUGAGAGAUUCACACCGGGUCUCAUCGCCUCCGAGCCGACAGACGAUGGAAUGGCCACCGUAGGUACCGUCGUCUUUGCACUACCCGGCCAAAUGAGGGCGCCAGUCAGAGCAUGUCUCGGGUCGGCCCUGGUCACGCUUAAGACCGUGGCGAAGCAGACGCAAGAUACGCAGAACACGACCAGGCAACAGAGGCAGGGCAAGAACCUAAAGUCAAGUAUUUUGUGCAACACAAAUAACAGAAGAUAGUAAAGCAUAUUAUAUAUAUAUAUAUAUAUAUAAUGCAGUAUUUUGUACUACGUGCAUAAUGUAAAACAUCUACAAAGAAUUGAAAGGAUAUUAACUCACUCUGUAGGCAUGGCUUGGAGGCCUCCCUGCUCUUGACAAAUCAAAAGAUGUAAUGGAAAUAUGCACCGUUUAAAACGUUUAACUGCCCAGCACCUUUGUAGAGCAAAGGGGAUUCAUACAGAAAUAUAAAACCUAGAAGUGACGUUUGUGUAUACCGGUAGUGAGAUAAGGGUCCUUGAAAAAGGGACAGAAUAUGGAGCAAUCCAAAACACUUGAGCUACUUUUAUCACCAUUUUGAAAGACCCCAGGGCCCCGUCUUAUAAAGAGUUGGGAUCGUUUCGAAAUCAAUCGCAAGUCCUCUAAUCAAUCGCAAGUUUGCAGUCACCUAUCUCUUAUGUACAUAGUUGCGAUUGAUAUCAAUCUCAAAUAAGUUACGAUUAAUACCUACUCUUUAUAAGACUGGCCCUGGCCUCGUAAUCCAGUUCAAUUCAUGUUGGUGUUCAGGUCAUGGUAUGUUAUGGGGUCAUUCAAAACAGUUAAGUCUGAAUGAUAUUCAUAUAUGUUAGUGGCAGAGUGUAUAAUGUAGACAGGAUAUUGAUAAAAAUCAAUGAAAUUGGGGAAAUACCCAUCAGAAGUAGUGUAUAUUAUAGUAAUUCAAUGUGUUUUGAUGCAUACAAAACCCCACUAUUCAAAUCGUGAUGCACAAAUCAUUUUUAUAGGUACCUUUCCUGGGGGGGGGGGGGG
Messenger RNA from Strongylocentrotus purpuratus (purple sea urchin), 10029 nucleotides. It is a transcript of the gene megf8, whose product is annotated as multiple epidermal growth factor-like domains protein 8. The record is from RefSeq and is a predicted model, not a curated record. Bases 319 to 9246 code for a protein of 2975 amino acids. The transcript has 44 exons. NCBI's taxonomy places the organism in Eukaryota, Metazoa, Echinodermata, Echinoidea, Camarodonta, Strongylocentrotidae. Gene Ontology annotation, molecular function: protein binding; calcium ion binding.